UUCCAUCAUGCUGUCUGCAUUCGCCAUUCGGACUGCAAAUACCCAGUUGCUCUCACCGUAGAGAGAAGGAAGGCGCGUGUGUAUGGCUUCCAAGUCAGCUAAUAUUUUUAUCAAGUGCAAUCGUUCCGUCAACAAUUAGACCUCAUGAUCGGUUCAUUUUGGAAUUUGUGCAGAGCGUGCCCUUCAAUGCCAGUAGAUAAGUUGCACUCUGAGUACAGGAGCACGUACAGAUGGCAUGAAUAUACUGGGCCCAGGCAGGAAGUUAUCCGCCGGGCACCAACAACACAACCCGGCGUCGGAGCAAAUUCCGAUGAGAAACCUAACGAACCGCCGAACACAACGCGGAUCGAUGAAGAGACACAGAACGAAUUGCCAAAAUUGGAACCGGCUCUGCCAAGACGAAAAAAACAUCCUGAUUUGGCCUACCGUCACCAUGAGUUCCUUGUUAGCGAUGGAACCAAUGGAGACGCCAUAGAUGUUGGCACAACCGAUAGGGCCAGGUCGACGGAGAGGGAAAGCUCGCAAUGGAAGCCGUCCAGGCGCAGCAAAUCGGAAGGUCCAGCCCGGUCCACGACGUUGACGCGGUCGGAAAGGCGGCGGGAUUCGGACCCGGACUUGGAAAACACGGGUCGCGAUCAGGGUCUACUCCAGAAAGCAAUAUCCAAGAUUAGCACUGAAUACAGACUACAAUUCGCUUGGCCGCAGGGCCACAUGUCGAGACGGGACCAGGAGACCACUCCCAGGAAGUCGCAGUCCAUGAACGCUAUCAAGCCCCCAGCCAACGCUGUCAUCCACAAACGACGUGGCGAUCUAGAAAAUAAAGAUGCAAGCGAAUUGGAACCAUUAGUAAACGACAAUACCAUUCAUGAAUAUCACGAAACAGCCAAAGACUUUAACACCGAAUAUAAGAAAAAAUAUAGACCUUUCUCGCAAUACGAUUACGCCGAAGGUAAAUUUAAAUCUAAACAAGAAGUUCAUGAUUUAGACGACGAAACAAAGAACGCUUUAUUAAAUGGUCCUACCAAGGAAUCUUGGUACAAAGAAGUCGUUGAAUUGAGAAAGAAAGCUGGGGAGUACAGAACUAGAGGACGAGGAACCGACAUAACCGGCGAUAAAAUCACUGACGUUUAUAAUAAACAAGUUGAACUUUGGGAUCAAGUAUCUAGAAGGUCUUCACUUUCUGCAUUAUCUUUAGCUUCAACUACACACAGGGCAUAUACUAAAGAAGAAAAAGAUCAAGAAAACACUAAAAAAAGUUCACCGACUAAAGCACUAAGAAAUGCCGAGAAUUCUGCUAGAAUGGUAAGGGAUAUGAUACGUCAUCACCUUGAAAGAACAACCGGUGGUUCGGAAUUUGACGGUUUAAUAUUAUCGCCAACGCGUGAAAAAUUGGAACCGACCAUACCGCGUAAAGACGAUGAUAUCAGAGGUUCGCAGAAGAAUAGUCCGAAGAAAAAUUCGCCGCAGAAAGUGUCACUUCAAAAGAAGUCAAAAUCAAAGUCUGUUCCUAGAACUGUUAGGUCCCAAUCAGUAGGCCCAGUAGAAGUAAAUUACGAAAAGCGCUCGCCCAAGCGCCAAUCUCGGUCGGCCACCGUCAAGGAAAAGAAGAGUAGCAGUUCAUCGACAACUCGUAGACCUAGGCCUUCAUCCCUGAACACCACUUCCCGAUCUAAAAGUAGACCAGUCCCUUCACAGUCAGAGGACGACCGGUCGGGCAAAACAAAAUCAAACAAAGCUCAGUCUAGCCAAAGAGACGCAGCAGACGGAAGCGAAGCGGAACCUGCUCCCACCGUCGACAGAGCCGAGAAAGAAGAGGAGGAGGCUGUCGAGCCCGAGCCGGAGCCCGAAGUCAUUAGCCUAGAACCCGUCGUAAAGUCCCCUCCCGAACCCACCCGGGUUAAGUCGCCCGAGCAGAUAAUCAUGCGUUCCCCCGAUCCGGUCAACUGGACCGUUCCGCUCGAUACUGGAAAAACCUUUACUGUCACUCAAAAUGUCAGAGAAGGUGACAUUAGCGCUCGACCACAGAGCGAAGUAAAGGCCUGGACGCCACCGGAAAUACCGCCCCCAGUAGCGCAGUCUGCCCCGCCGGAACUGCAACAGCAGAAAGAUCAAGGUAUGGAUUUAGCAGUCAAAGCAUGAACUAAGGGCAGUGCAGUAACAGUUAAUUAAACAGGCGAGUACUAGCUGGCAACAGACUUCACUAAAGAUAGAAUGCCUUGCACGUCGCCUAGUCGCUUAAGUUUUGUUGUAAUCAAUGCAAAAUAAUAAUAAUGUAAAUGAGAACGUAAACGUAAGCAGAAAGACUGAAGAGUUUGAACUUCCGGUGGGGCAAACCUCUAGUCUACUGACGUGCCAUUUUUACAGCUAGGAGAGGAGGGAACGACGACCCGUCUAAUGUAGAACCAGUGGAAACAGGUGCAGAGGAGAUCGAGAGACCGAUUAUCGAGCGGCCCGACGAGGGCUCUAGCUUAGACUGUCCACAGCGCGAAUCCUCUAGCACUGCCAAAACUGUUAAUCCACUAGCCGAAUCGAAGUCAUUCGCUUCCGAUGUACUCGAGAAAGCGCGUAACCGUUUCGACAACUUUUGGAGGAAGAACUCUAAAGAUGAAUCUACCUAAUUGAUAUAAGUGUGCGUUAGUAUAAGACGUAUUGCCUAAUCGCCAUUUACUCUUGUAACGAAUUCAACAACCUCCGGGCACCGUCUCCGCUGGCUCGUGGACGCGACACAGGGCGACGACUGGUCAUUUAUACGACUUUUGCGCAUUGCGCGUUAUCUCAUUCGAGAAUCACUACUCCACUAUUUAAUAAAUCUACUCUGUUAUAGGGACGUAAACUACGUCGGCGAUUAUGACGCCGCCGCUACAAUAGCCGUAACUUACAAUUAGUUGCCAAACUAUUUAGCCGUCGAUAGGUUUUGUAAACUGCCCGAUUCUGAUACAGGGUUAGAGAACGGCGCCCGGAGGAUAGCAUAUACUCCAGAUCAACAGUCCAUGUUAAAUGUUAAAAUUAAAAUAACGAGUGAAUAACAAAACCGUAGUCGGAAGAAGUAAUGAGAAAAUUAAAAAAAAAAGAAUAUUUUUCGUUGAUUUUAAGCUACUCGACCCGGCCUUAUUACUAACUGCUUAUGUUCAUGCCAUCCAUAUAUAUUUACAUAUAAUACAUAUACUGUACGCGUAGAAAUGAGAAUCGAGAACGUGAGGAAACCGAGCGAACGCAUAUGGAUAACUAUUUGGAAUUACAUCCCAUCCGUUGCAGCGCCUACAACACGAGUCCGACCCUCGAAACCCUACCUCGGGUUUUGCUGAGACUGCACUCCGAUAUUAACUUUCAUAUAUAUACUAUAUUGAUAACGUUGAUAUAUUUUGUGUAGUUGCGUUUGCUUGCGAACUUGUUGUUUGUUACUUUAGUUUACAUCGAAAUGCACUCAAAACUAUAUGAUCUUGCAGUAUUAAAAUAAAUAAAGUUUCUGUUAUUAAAA
Messenger RNA from Onthophagus taurus, 3478 nucleotides. RefSeq names its product nuclear protein MDM1. Gene Ontology annotation, molecular function: microtubule binding. The record is from RefSeq and is a predicted model, not a curated record. Gene Ontology annotation, biological process: negative regulation of centriole replication. Lineage: Eukaryota; Metazoa; Arthropoda; Insecta; Coleoptera; Scarabaeidae.